This is a messenger RNA of Impatiens glandulifera, 967 nucleotides long. Its product is annotated as protein PARTING DANCERS homolog. NCBI's taxonomy places the organism in Eukaryota, Viridiplantae, Streptophyta, Magnoliopsida, Ericales, Balsaminaceae. The coding region runs from base 1 to 855 and encodes 284 amino acids. The transcript is spliced from 8 exons. Gene Ontology annotation, biological process: resolution of meiotic recombination intermediates. The record is from RefSeq and is a predicted model, not a curated record.
AUGAAAGGAAAAGAGCAGUUACUUACUUCAACUACUUACGCGCGCCUUUCAAAGGAAUGUGAAACUCCAUUUCCAUCUCCUUCUUUUAACAACGAAAAGCUCUGGAUUAUGGUGACGGGGAGCCUAGGGCAUAAUUACAGGGAAUCAGCUCCAUCCAACCGUUUCGAUGCCUCUAGUUCAGGUGAAACUUGUGGCUUUGGGGUUUGUAUGAUGAGUAGCACAUGGAAAGACGGUCAGGAUCCUUCCUUCAUCGGAUUCAUCUCCUCCUUCCUUAAUGCCAAUUCUUUCAGGCUCAACUUUGUCCCGAUUGCUCCUGAUUUUAUCUUCAAUUGUGGAGGUUUAUCUAUUGCCUUCAUGUUUGUGACAAAUUGGGAUUGUAGUGUCACUACACCUGUCUUUUCCAGAGUUAAGAUACUAAAGCAGCAAUUUGCUAAUCUUUAUGUUGUUGUCACUCUCCCAACAAUGGAGCAGAACGAUUCCUUUAAUUCAUCUUAUUUUAGACAUGGAAUGGAGCUUGGUAGGCCAUCUUUUGUGCCUGUUCUAGACCUAGAGAUGGGUUUUGAAAAAAUUGUAAAGAUUAGUCUUGCUCUUGGAGUAUGUAAGCAGCAAAACGUCAUAUCCAAAUUGAAGGCAGAGGGGAUGGAUGCUUUCUUAAGAGUGGUCACUUCAAUUCCUGGUAUAGACAGCCAUGAUGCAAAUGCGCUUAAUCAAGCCAUUGGAUCCAUCGAAGCAAUUGCUAAAGCAUCCAAGGAGUUCAUACUGGAAAACACUGAUCUUUCAGCAGACAAAGCUGAGACAAUUAUCAAGUUUUUCAGGGAUCCCAAGUUUUACCUCAGCCCGCGCAUCAUUAGAUGAGAGUAUGUAAGAUCUUCAUACUAAGCCUAUUUGUUAUCUCAUUGACCUAUUUCCGUUAUUGCUUUCAGUUAUCACGGAUUAAUGUGAACUGCAUGUUAGUUAAGUGCUGAGU